Molecule: messenger RNA, 2651 nt
Organism: Acipenser ruthenus (sterlet)
Lineage: Eukaryota; Metazoa; Chordata; Actinopteri; Acipenseriformes; Acipenseridae
Product: E3 ubiquitin-protein ligase MYLIP-like
Exons: 7
Coding region: 202-1539 (445 amino acids)
Biological process (GO): ubiquitin-dependent protein catabolic process
Cellular component (GO): cytoskeleton
Molecular function (GO): ubiquitin-protein transferase activity
Source: RefSeq, a predicted model, not a curated record
GUGACGUAUUGGAGGAGGUUGUGCUAUUUUGCAUGUCAGUCCGUAGAAAAACGUCUGGGAGCGCCGUGGUGCGCGAUAUUGAAGAGGGACUUGGGAAGUGAAACAGGGUCGGAUGUAGGGUUUUUAAAGCACAAUAUAUACACUUAUUUAUUAUUUCUUUACAAAGGAACGAAAGACCAAAGAUAACUUUUUGAAACCAAAAUGCUUUGCCUUGUUACGAGGCCGGAUUCGGUGGUUAUGGAGGUGGAGGUUGAUACGAAAGCAAACGGAGAAGACUGCUUGAAUAAGGUUUGCAGGAAAUUGGGAAUAAUAGAGGUGGAUUACUUUGGGCUCCAGUUCUCUGGCAGCAAAGGAGAGAGUUUAUGGCUGAAUUUGAGAAACAGGAUCUCCCAGCAGGUGGAUAGCCCAGCACCCUGCAGACUGAAGCUGCGAGUGAAGUUCUUUGUUGAGCCACAUCUCAUACAACAAGAGCAGACUAGGAAUCUUUUCUUCAUGCAUGUAAAAGAGGACCUUCACAGUGGUCGUCUGCAGAGUUUGCCUGAACAGGCGGAAGAGCUGUGUGCGCAAGUGGCUCAGGCAGAAUUUGGAGACUACAACCAGAACACUGCCAAGUACAUCUAUAAAGAAAUUUGUGGGAAGGACCCCAGCCCAAGGGUGCAAAACAGCAUCAUUGCAAAGCACAAAGCGCUGCAAGGAAUGAGUCAGUCAUCGGUGGAGUACCAGGUCCUGCAGAGUGUAUCCACUCUGGAGAACUAUGGUGUGGAGUGGCACUGGGCGAGGGACGGGGAAGGGCAGAAGCAGGUGAUUGGAGUGGGACCAGACGGAAUAUCGGUCUGCAACGAGGAUUUCAGUCUUAUUAACAGAAUCACUUACCCAGUAAUUCAAAUAGCUACCCAAUCUGGAAAGAACGUCUACCUGACAGUAACCAAGGAAACUAUCAACAGCGAAGAACUUGUCUUCAAGCUCAUCAGCAACCGAGCGGCGAGCGGACUUUACAGAGCAAUAACUGAAACCCACGCUUUCUACAGGUGCGACACAGUAACGAACGCUGUCAUGAUGCAAUAUAGCCGGGACUUUAAGGGACACCUGGCGUCUUUAUUCCUUAACGAGAACAUUAACCUGGGCAAGAAAUACGUCUUUGACAUCAAGCGCACGUCCAAAGAAGUGUACGACCAUACACGGCGGGCCUUGUACAAUGCUGGCAUUGUGGACUUUGUAUCUCGGAGAGACGGCAGCUCCCAGAACUCUCCGCUCAAGUCCUCCGAGAGCGAUCUGAACUGCGCAAGCUGUGAGGGCCUGAGCUGUCAGCAGAGCAAAGCCUUGCAGGAGAAGCUGCAGAAGCUGAAGGAGGCCAUGCUCUGCAUGGUGUGUUGUGAGGAGGAGAUCAACUCUGCCUUCUGUCCCUGUGGACACAUGGUCUGCUGCGAAUCAUGUGCUGCCCAGUUACAGUCCUGUCCUGUGUGUCGAUCAGACGUGGAACAUGUGCAGCACGUCUAUUUGCCUACCUGCACCAGCCUUCUAAACCUGACUAUGAUCUGAUGGGUCAGCUGAGUCAGCAACACUUCAGCAUGAAGCGACAUGGCCUCUUAAAUCAAACUGCACUACAAAGACUAUACGAAAGCGAUUGAAAUAUUAUGUUAGACAUAAGACAAAGCAAUCAUUCCUGUGUUUUCUUCAGGCAAAAGCAAGAUGUUCAUAGUGAGCAUUGCACCACAUACCUGUCGCCUUGGGCAGGAAGUUUGUGAACAGUUAAUAGCUGUUACGAGAACUUUUGAAAGCCAAUUACAUAUUCUUUUUUUGUAUUAUUCAUUCAGAAAUGUGGUAUCAGUUGAUCUGAUCAGAAUAGUGAUGUAAUCUCUUUUGCAUUUUUGUUCUUUAUUUUCUAAUCCUGCAUUUUAUUAUACAUUUUUUGGCUUUUGGAGCAUUGCCUAAAACGAAUUGUAUGAGAGGAGGAAACUGCGUAUUUUAUUCUGUAUUAGAAACUCCAUACAUAAGCGUGUAUUUUAUUAGUAUUGUUUUUUUUAGAAUGUUUAAGAACUUUCUUUUUAAAUUUUAUCUUUCUUGUUUUAUAUGCAGAAAACUCCAUAUCCUAUACGGCAACACUUACAUUUUAUAUUAGUGUGGCUUUUGACUGUUUAAUUCUGUAUAUCAGUUUUCAUACCAAUGUUAAUGCCAAAGCGGGAAAGACCAAGGACAAACCUGGUACAAAAUUGUUUAAUACAUAAUUCUUUUCCCCACCGCUACACCAUUCACUCCUAUAGACUUUAAAAAGAACAAAAAACACUUCUGGUUCCCUUUUGAAUUGAUACCCAAGUUUUAAUUAAAUAUUCUGUGAUUUUAAAUGUGACUUGAAUUGAAUACAUGUGAAAAUUGUACAAGAAAAAAGAAAAUUGAUCAAGCAACCUAUUCUUUUAACAGGAGGUUGGGAUUUUCAUUGAGAAGGUGUACUUAGCCAUUCUAGUUCCCUGUAUCAAUAUUGGGGGUUUAUCCAAUCGUUGGUAAUAUUUUUUUUAGUAAUUUAGUUUCAAUCUGCCAGUCCUUGGUUUUCUCUCUUCUCUGGUAUUUGGUCACUAGUAGUUUCUUUGAUUGAAUAGAGGGUGCUAGUAGACCUGUGAGUGCAAUACUAGCUGCUCAAAGGCUAGAGGGUAAGG